AUGAAUAAGACUGAGGAUGCUGGAGAGGAGAGGAAUAAGACUGAGGAUGCUGGAGAGGAGAGUCAGAAGACUGAGGAUGCUGGAGAGGAGAGUGAUAAAAUUGAGGAUGGUGGAGUAGCCGAAUCUAAAGAGCAGUGUGUACAAAAUGCUAAAGAAGAGGUGCAAUAUACACCCCCGGAUAUAAAUUGGGAUGAUCCGGGUGUGGUGUGUGUCACCCUUGUUAAAUUUCUUACGAAUCCUACUCGAAAGAUUGACAUGUCCACUGCUGAAGGUGAAUGUGGCGAAGAUGUUAUAGUUGGGGUCCGGCAAAAGAGGGGUCGGGGAAAGAGUGAGAUUCUUAGCCCUGCGAUGAAGAGGCGAAAGGCUGUGGUGAGGGAAACUUCAUGGACAGGUCGGGAGAUUCCCAAUAUUUCGAAGGACACAAUUGCUGACCCCCUAAGGCCUGUUCCUCGUGAUUCCCUUUUGGAGUUUGCGAAAUUCUGCUGGGAAUGGGGACAAGAAGAAAAUUCACAUGUGCGGUUAUGUGGAGAAGACGGUACGGAAGGUUCGUAUAACUUCUUUGUUCGAUUGCUGACCAAGGAUGGUUGGUUGGAUGACUCAAAAUGUGCUGCCUUGGAUUACAAGCAAAUGAAGGCGUAUGUGGGACAGGAGUACAGGCAGCACAGCAAGGGUCUACUGGGAAUGGUCAGGGGCGAAGGGCCUAAGUUGGCUAAAUCAUGGUCGUCUGUGAAUCGCGUUUGUUUGCCCUUCAACCUAUAA
Molecule: messenger RNA, 759 nt
Organism: Prunus armeniaca (apricot)
Lineage: Eukaryota; Viridiplantae; Streptophyta; Magnoliopsida; Rosales; Rosaceae
Source: the annotation of a GenBank genome assembly